AUGGCUUCAGCUCCAAGGCCAAGACCUUCCAGUUUCAACCCUUCAGAACAUUGGCUCCUAAUGGCAGCCACGUUACUCGUUAGUGGAUUCUUGGGUUAUGUAGUUUAUGAUGCAGUAAUGGCCACAGCAUCUGAGAUGCUACAAAGGUUGCUGGUCAUUUCUCCUCUGAUUCUGAUCAUCGCUGUACAUUGGCUCUCGGCGGGCAGCCAGUUUAACAUUCCUAUUCCAGGGUCUGAGCCUGGUGCCAUCCAUAGAGCUGGAGGUUCACCUUGGGGUGUGGCUUUGGUGUUGUUGCUUCUUGUCUUUCUCAUAUCUUACCAGCCUUCCUUGUACGGCCUUAUCUUCUAG
Molecule: messenger RNA, 348 nt
Organism: Dovyalis caffra
Lineage: Eukaryota; Viridiplantae; Streptophyta; Magnoliopsida; Malpighiales; Salicaceae
Source: the annotation of a GenBank genome assembly